Molecule: messenger RNA, 778 nt
Organism: Salvia hispanica
Lineage: Eukaryota; Viridiplantae; Streptophyta; Magnoliopsida; Lamiales; Lamiaceae
Source: RefSeq, a predicted model, not a curated record
UCAAUUUCAACUCAGACCCUAUUAAGUACUAUUAAUGCAUAGUACUGAUCGUAUUAUUUUUUCUUGAUGGUGGAUGCGGAUUUGCGAGAGGGCAAAGUAAAUUAAGCAAAAAAUGCAGAGCAAUCUGUACAAGGUCCUUCAGCUGCUUGUGGUCAAUAAAAUUGAUUGUGUGUUUCAGUUCAAAGUUGCUGGAGGAUUUGAGGCAUUCGUCACAGGGAAGACAACGAGCGUACAACAAAUAGACGUGUAGCCUUGAGAGGCUGAACCCGACUACAAGACCAACAACGUGUGUUUACUUUUGUCAAGGCAUCAUUGUAACAUAGGUUCUCGAUGUGGUUGUUCAUAUCAUGUUCUCCCUUUCUGAGAGGCAAAUGGAACAUCGAGUGGUUUGGAUCUGGAAGCCCUGGGCUUCUUGCUGCUCGGAUCUUGUUCGAGAGGUUUCCUCCAGCAUUGACAAGUUCGUUAAACCUUGAUGCAGUGAUCAAUGAUGGAUAUGCAAAUGUUUCUGCAGAUAAAGAGCAGAUUUACUGUCUCCACCCAGCUAUCUGUCAAGGAGCCACUUAGAAUGAAAGAGGAAUACAUUGAAGGGAUAUUUGAAUCCCCAAAAGUUAAUGAAGAAAGAAUGCCUGAAUAGCUAAGAGGUGCUUUACUUCAGGCUACUAACACGUUGCAGCAGCUACCUUUUUCCCAUCAGCAGAGAAGCAUUGGCUAAUGGAUUUAAGGUCCCCCCCCCUUGGUAAGUAUUUUGAGAGGAUUGUACCUCUUGAUUAUUCAUCAA